Molecule: messenger RNA, 570 nt
Organism: Meloidogyne enterolobii
Lineage: Eukaryota; Metazoa; Nematoda; Chromadorea; Rhabditida; Meloidogynidae
Source: the annotation of a GenBank genome assembly
AUGGAAUCCUCUGGAAUUCCCUCGAAAAUACAUGUUAGCGAAUCGGCUAGAUCUCAGGCAAUAAAAACAAAUCCUUCAUUUUUAUUUACAGAAAGGGGAAAUAUUGAAAUGAAAGUUUGUUUUUUGAAAAGAAUUUAUAAAUUAAUUUUCGAAUUUAAGGGAAAGGGAAUGAUGAGAACUAAUUUUUUGGAAAGAAAUGAUAGAAAAAGUGUUUGGGAAAUUUGUGACAGACCUAGACAAGCACACCAAAGUAUUGAUGGUUAUCAGGAACUUCAUAGUGAUAUAUGCCCGGACCAAUUAUCGGAUUUAGAUGAGAAAACAGUAGAUAGAAAAGAAUUAACAAUAAUCCAAGACGAAACAAAUCCUCUAGAUGGGACAGAGCAUGACAGUUUAUCCAAUAGAGGAUUCGAAGAAAAUAAUAGAGAAAAUAAUAAUAAUAAUUUUCAGCAAAACGGCACAUUACCACAAAAGACAAAAAAGAAAUUAAGUAAAAAAGAAAAAGCAGAAAAUCAAAUUAAGAAUGGAAAUAAACAACAAAAAACAAAAUCUAAACUUUGUUUAUUGCUUUAA